AUGGGCUGGUGGUGGUCCUCCAAACCGGCCUCUCCUGAUGGACAGCUUCCGCCUUCCUCUCCCUCAACGGUGCAUGAUGAGGCGCCUUCACCGCCUACGAAUACCCCCCCAAUCGCAGACCCUGUCAAGCGUACCCUUUCUCGAGAGGAGCAGAGCAAUCAGGAGCUGAUCGAGCUCCUGAAAGAGCUUCAAGGUCAGAUGGAUAGCGAGCAGGUCCAGAAACCCAAGGAAGCAGGAAUUUUGGCGCACUCUAUCCCUGCUCCUAGCGACAUAUCUCCUGAUUCUUUGUAUCCAACCGACAUGUCCUGCCGCUCCGCUCUAGAUUAUGCCAUGUUCUGUCAAAGCUUUGGUGGACAAUUCGUCAACAUAUACCGCUAUGGUCAAUUCAGGUCGUGUUCGAAUCAUUGGGAAGACUUUUGGCUUUGUAUGAGGACGAGAAACUGGGACAAGAAGGAUCGGGAACAGGCCGUUCAGGAGCACUAUCGGAAGAAGGCUGUAAAAUGGAAGACCGGCCCCAGUAGUGAGGACAUAUGGGAAGUCAGACAAGAGCCGGUGAAAGACGCCUUUCAAGGGAAUCUAGAAGAACUCGAGGCGCGAAUUGCAGAAUGGCAGAAAGCAAAUCCAGGCGCACCGGAUCCAUGGAAGCAAGAAAAGGCGCCAACCUUCAACACAGCCAACGUUGUGCGUUGA
Capronia epimyces CBS 606.96 is the source of this 690-nucleotide messenger RNA. RefSeq lists its product as uncharacterized. The record is from RefSeq and is a predicted model, not a curated record. The coding region runs from base 1 to 690 and encodes 229 amino acids. The transcript has a single exon. Lineage: Eukaryota; Fungi; Ascomycota; Eurotiomycetes; Chaetothyriales; Herpotrichiellaceae.